This is a messenger RNA of Maniola jurtina (meadow brown), 1259 nucleotides long. Its product is annotated as putative phosphatidate phosphatase. The record is from RefSeq and is a predicted model, not a curated record. Gene Ontology annotation, molecular function: phosphatidate phosphatase activity. Gene Ontology annotation, biological process: phospholipid metabolic process; phospholipid dephosphorylation; signal transduction. Lineage: Eukaryota; Metazoa; Arthropoda; Insecta; Lepidoptera; Nymphalidae. The coding region runs from base 375 to 1223 and encodes 282 amino acids. The transcript has 6 exons.
AACACCCACAUUAGUUUUCUUGCAGUCUUGCAAAUAUAUUGUUAUAAGUAACGUUGAAAUUUAACACAGCUUAUACCAAUAAUACUUUUAAUACAAAGUAAAUUCUAUUAGACAUAAAUUCAGAGUAAAACUUGAGGCUUUUUCGCAUAUAAUGACUAACCCUACCCCACUUAGAGAUUGCCUUUUUUAUCAGCGAUGCUUUAUCAUUGAGAUUCCAAUUCGCUAACGAAACGGUCGCUUUCGAUAUUAACACACAAAAAAUACAUUUAAAUGAUUUAUUUUUAACGGUAAAUGAACGUUGAUCUAAACUUGUUUGGUGACUAAAUGAAUGUCCUGCGCAAAAAAACGGUGAAUUUGUGACUACCUAAUAUGAAAUGGCGUUUGACAAGUUGAUGCUGAAAAUUAUACUGGACCUCUUUGUAUUAGCAUGCGUGUCAGUACCCCUGCUAGUAAUACAACUGGUGGCGGAGCCCUAUCACCGGGGCUACUUCGCCAAUGAUCUGUCCCUCAUGCUGCCGUACAAGCAGCAGCAAAUAUCGGAAGGCCUGCUGGCGGGCGUCGGCUUUGCUCUCAACAUUUUUACGAUAAUAAUCGUGGAAUUAGUUCGGGAUAAGCAAGGGAAGGGCGUAGGCGACAAGUUCCUCUUCGGAAACCUGGUCCCUGGCUGGCUCUGGGAGAGCUACACGUCGAUCGGAGUGUUCACCUUCGGUGCGGCGUGCCAGCAGCUCACUGUGAACUCUGCUAAAUACGUCAUCGGCAGGCUGAGGCCGCAUUUCUUUGAUGUCUGUCAACCAGUGCCAGUCCCAUCAUCAACCCUCAACACUCUGGGCUACAUCCAGGAGUUCACGUGCGCUGGCCCAGAGGCGGACUCGGCGCGCCUCACAAACAUGCGGCUCUCCUUCCCUAGCGCACACUCCAGCUUCGCCAUGUACAGUGCUGUGUUCCUCAUUUUCUACAUCCAAGUGAAAGGCAAAUGGCGCGGUUCCAAACUCCUACGUCACGGCUUCCAGUUCGCAUUACUUAUCGGUGCGUGGUACGUAGGGCUGUCGCGUGUGGUGGACCACAUGCACCACUGGAGCGACGUGGCCGUUGGCUUCGCCAUUGGCGCACUUUAUGGCGUUGUUGUGUUUAUCUUCAUAUUGAAACCAAAGAAAUACGGACCGCCCGCGUCCUGGGAAAGCGCUCCACCAGAGAUGUUGCCGAGACCUGUGCUAUCCCGAUGACCCGCUUUUCAGAAAAAGAUGAUGGAUUUCAGACUC